Tilletiopsis washingtonensis is the source of this 576-nucleotide messenger RNA. RefSeq lists its product as hypothetical. The transcript has 2 exons. Gene Ontology annotation, molecular function: microtubule binding. Gene Ontology annotation, biological process: mitotic spindle assembly. The annotation marks the transcript as partial. Gene Ontology annotation, cellular component: mitotic spindle midzone; microtubule organizing center; cytoplasmic microtubule. The record is from RefSeq and is a predicted model, not a curated record. Lineage: Eukaryota; Fungi; Basidiomycota; Exobasidiomycetes; Entylomatales.
GAGAGCGAAGACUCGUGGCAGCGCCUCGAGCGCGCCCUGCUGCGCCUCGAGGCGCUCACCAAGGGCGGCGCGUACAAGUAUGACGAGUAUGUGCCGCUGCUCAAGGGCCUCGGCGCCGUCGUUUGCACCUCGCUGCUCUCCGACCGCACUCGUCUCUCGGGCACGGCGUCCGACGUGCUCAACAGCAUCGCGCCGCGCCUCGGCGAGCGCUUCGACGCGCUCGUGCCCUCGUUUGUGCCUGCGCUGCUGCUGCUCUGUGCGCGGCAGAACAAGGUGGCCAUGACGCGGGCGCGCAAGACGCUGCUGCUCAUCGCCAAGCAUUGUCGCCUUGCCUCGCUGCUGCCCUUGCUGCGCGAGGCAUGCAGGGACAAGGCGCCCGCGCUGCGCUCCGCGAGCGUCGAGUGUGCCGCCGUGCUCGUCGAGACGAGCGAGAAGGCGCGCAUCCACAGGCGCAGUGCCGAUGUAGAGACGAUCGUCAGGCAUGGCGCCACCGACUCGAAUCCCGAGGUGCGACAGCUGAGCAAGAGACUGUUUGGCGCCUACAUGGACAAGUGGCCGGAGAGGGUGGAGCUGUGA